AUGUCGUCUAUCAGACCGAUCAAAAUCUGGAGCACAGAUGGUCCGAACCCUCUAAAAGUCGCCAUGGUCGCUGCCGAACUCAACCUUCCUCACGAGAUCAUUCACAUCGGCCUCGACAAGGCCAAGGACCCUGAGUACCUCGCCGUAAAUCCAAAUGGCCGCUUACCUGCCAUCUAUGACCCUAAUACCAAUCUGACCCUCUGGGAGUCCGGUGCCAUCAUCGAGUACCUCGUGGAGAAUUACGAUCACGAUCGCCAGUUGAGCUACGCUCUCGGUACACAUGGCGCAUACCAUACCAAGCAAUGGUUAUAUUUCCAAGUUUCUGGCCAAGGACCAUACUAUGGACAGGCGGUAUGGUUCAAGAAAUACCAUACUGAGCAUUUGCCGUCAGCGUUGCAUAGAUAUAUGGCAGAAAUGAAACGCGUGACUUCGGUGUUGGAGGGACACCUGAAGAAUCAGAGGGCGCGAUACGGAAGCGAGCCAUGGCUAGCUGGAGACCGUGUGACAUAUGCCGAUAUCGCAUUCAUUCCCUACCAAUUGGCCGUCCCUAAGAUCUUGAACGACGAGCUCAAACCGUAUGAAUUGGAACGAUUCACGGAGGUCAGUGGGUGGAUGAACAGACUGACUGGGAGAGAAGCGAUCAGGAAGGUGUUGCCAUCCACCUAG
This is a messenger RNA of Didymosphaeria variabile, 666 nucleotides long. Its product is annotated as glutathione S- transferase, nitrogen catabolite repression regulator. Lineage: Eukaryota; Fungi; Ascomycota; Dothideomycetes; Pleosporales; Didymosphaeriaceae. The transcript has a single exon. The coding region runs from base 1 to 666 and encodes 221 amino acids. The record is from RefSeq and is a predicted model, not a curated record.